This is a messenger RNA of Paraglomus occultum, 417 nucleotides long. NCBI's taxonomy places the organism in Eukaryota, Fungi, Glomeromycota, Glomeromycetes, Paraglomerales, Paraglomeraceae. The record is from the annotation of a GenBank genome assembly.
AUGACAAGAACGGAAAGCAAAGUGCAAGCUUCCAUAGGAAGAGGACUUGGGAAGAACACAUUGUUGACGCCAAAGAGGCAUAGGAAAAUACUUCGUGAAAACAUAAAAGGCAUAACGCAGACAGCAAUCCGACGCCUAGCGCGCCGAGGAGGCGUAAAGCGUAUGUCUUAUGAUUCAUAUGAAGAAGUUCGGCAAGCGUUGAAAGCAUUUCUGAGAGAUAUCUUGAAAGAUGUUAUUGUCUACUGUGAGCAUCAGGGAAAGAAGACGGCGACUUUAGAUGACGUAUUUUUAUCGUUGAAAAGAAGAGGAAAGGUUAUGUACGGAUUCAGUGGAGAUGCAUCAGCGGUAGCAAGAGAAGCGGUGAAGGAACGAAGCAAAAAACGUGAAUUGGGUAUGUUUAAAGAUGUCAUUUGGUGA